Messenger RNA from Miscanthus lutarioriparius, 645 nucleotides. NCBI's taxonomy places the organism in Eukaryota, Viridiplantae, Streptophyta, Magnoliopsida, Poales, Poaceae. The record is from the annotation of a GenBank genome assembly.
AUGGCUCCUCUGCUGUUCAGGGACAUGAAGGGGCUCUCGUGCUCGUCUCCGGCGUCCACGGCGAUAUGCCCGAGCCUGGAGCGGCAGCCGAUGGUCCGGUCACACAAGGCCAUUGCUAGUCCCAGUCCCAGUCCCAGUCCCAGUCCCCUGGCUCACGUUCCUUCCGAGCCCAGGACACACCGGCACGACGGCAAGAAAGGGCAGCAGCAGCAGCAGCACAAGGCUGUCGUCGUCCCUAAUAACACCGGUGGCCUCAUCAGCCCGGCCGGCUCGUCCAGGUACUUGCUGAGUAGCGGCCGCUUCGCCGCCACCGUCACCGAGGAGAUCCAGGAGGUGGUGGAGUCUGCCCCGGCCCCGGCCGUCGAUGCCAAGCGGGAGGAGGCAAGUGAAGCUGCUGAUGCGAAAAGCGGCGCGCAGGCGCAGGAGCAGGUGGUUGUGCUCAAGGUAUCCCUGCACUGCAAGGCAUGCGCCGGGAAAGUGAAGAAGCACCUCUCCAAGAUGGAAGGCGUGACGUCGUUCAACAUCGACUUCGCGGCGAAGAAGGUGACGGUGGUCGGCGACGUGACGCCGCUGGGCGUGCUCAACAGCGUGUCCAAGGUGAAGAACGCCCAGCUAUGGGCGGCGCCGCCGGCGAUAGCCGCCUGA